AUGGAGUGGCAGGUAUCCUGGAGGGCUGUGAUCUGGGGCCUUGGACUGCAGUUUGCACUUGGACUCUUUGUCAUCAGAACUGAACCAGGAUUUAUUGCAUCCCAGUGGUUGGGUGAUCAGAUCCAGAUUUUCCUGAGCUACACAGUGGCUGGCUCAAGCUUCGUGUUUGGGGAUGCCCUGGUCAAUGAUACCUAUGCCUUUCAGGUUUUGCCCAUCAUUAUUUUCUUCAACUGUGUCAUGUCGGUUCUCUACUAUGUGGGUCUCAUGCAGUGGGUGAUCCUGAAGAUUGCUUGGCUGAUGCAGGUCACCAUGGGUACUACAGUCACCGAAACCCAGAGUGUGGUUGGGAACAUCUUUGUAAGCCUGAAUGUGGUGCCUUCCCUGAUCCAGCCCUACUUGUCAGAUAUGACGCUUUCUGAGGUCCACGUUGUCAUGACUGGAGGCUACGCCACCAUCGCCAGCAGCCUGCUGGGUGUCUACAUCUCCUUGGGGGUCCGAGCAGAAAUCAUCACGACGUUUGCACUCUGUGGAUUUGCCAACUUCCGCAACGUUGGAAUCAUUUUGGGAGGCCUGAUCUCCAUGGUCCCUGAGCGGAAGGGUGAUUUCUCCCAGAUCAAGUUCCAGGCCCUCUUCACCGGAGCCUGUGUGUCCCUGGUGAAUGCCUGUGUGGCAGGGAUUCUCUACGUACCCAGGGGGGCUGAGGUGGACUGUGUGUCCCUUCUGAACACCACUCUCAGUAGCACUAGCUUCGAAGUGUACCAGUGCUGCCGUGACCUCUUCCAGAGCACCAGCUCCAAUUCCAGUGCCGAGGCUCUGAGGAACUGCUGCCAAUUUUACAACCAUGCAAUCUGUGCGUAG
Chrysochloris asiatica (Cape golden mole) is the source of this 858-nucleotide messenger RNA. RefSeq names its product sodium/nucleoside cotransporter 1-like. The record is from RefSeq and is a predicted model, not a curated record. NCBI's taxonomy places the organism in Eukaryota, Metazoa, Chordata, Mammalia, Afrosoricida, Chrysochloridae. The transcript has 10 exons. Bases 1 to 858 code for a protein of 285 amino acids. Gene Ontology annotation, molecular function: pyrimidine- and adenosine-specific:sodium symporter activity. Gene Ontology annotation, biological process: cytidine transport; pyrimidine nucleobase transport; uridine transmembrane transport. Gene Ontology annotation, cellular component: membrane.